Molecule: messenger RNA, 2453 nt
Organism: Gasterosteus aculeatus aculeatus (three-spined stickleback)
Lineage: Eukaryota; Metazoa; Chordata; Actinopteri; Perciformes; Gasterosteidae
Product: N-terminal EF-hand calcium-binding protein 1
Biological process (GO): regulation of amyloid precursor protein biosynthetic process
Cellular component (GO): Golgi cis cisterna; cytoplasm; endoplasmic reticulum
Molecular function (GO): calcium ion binding
Source: RefSeq, a predicted model, not a curated record
UCAUGAAUCGCCGCCGCUGGUCGCGGAGAGGCGGAGUCUCCAUUCUGCUGCUGUCACCGCGCGCAGGGAAGCAGGCCGGCUCCAUCUCAUCACGACAUCAUCCUCCUCCUCCUCCUCCGUCCACCGCGACAACCCGCUUCCGCUCCCACGGAACACACGGACAGGGACGAUUUCGAUACAGAAAACAUCGUUUUGCAUCGACAGCGGCAAAGAUGCUGGCCUGCGCAGAGAUGAUCACCAUGUGCCUCCAGUCCGCAAAGCACGAUCACCUGAGGAAGCAGCAGGAGCUCUGCCACAACCACAAUCAAGGCAUCUCCCUCUUUCAUGAUAUUUUCCGCCGGGCAGACAAAAAUGAUGACGGGAAGCUGUCCGUGGAGGAGUUCCAGUCUUACUUCACUGAUGGUAUCCUCACUGACAGCCAGAUGCAGGAGCUGUACUGCUCCAUCGACAGGCAGCAGACAGAUAACCUGGACAUAGACAAACUCUCAGAGUACUUCAGUCCACAUCUGGGGGAAUACGUCAAUGUCCUGUCUGCUCUGGAUAAGCUGAACGUUGCCAUCUUGAAGGCCAUGGAUAAGACUAAAGAGGAGUAUCAGGGUUCAUCGGUACUGGGUCAAUUUGUGACUCGCUUCUUGCUGAGGGAGACCUCCACCCAGCUGCAAUCCCUUCAGUCGUCGAUGGACUGCGCCAUGGAGGCGGUUCACGAGCCGGGCUGCACAGAAAGGAGGAUACUGAAAAAACCAGAGGACCUGCCCGUGCAGAGGAUGACCAAACGGCCCGGUCGACGCAUCCAAAAGAACAUGUGUCUCUCCCCUACUGACCCUUACUCCGGCAUGCUGACCACAGGGGUCAGCGUGGAGCCAGACAACCACUGGGGCUCUCAGAUCAACCAACUGGAGCAGCUCAUGGACAAACUGGAGUACGAGAGUCCACACCUUGAGCCUCUCAAAGAGGACACGUUGGCAGGGACGUAUAAAUCGAACAUACUUCUGGUCCAAAGGCAAAUGUCUGUGAAGGAGAAGGAUGUGGAGCAGUUUCAACAAGCUCUUAAAGUAUACACAGAUACCACCAGCAGCCAGCUCGACAACCUGCACGUUUCCAUCCAGAACCUGCCAGACAGAUCAUGCUUCAUCAUGUACGAAUUUUGGCAGGACCGUCUCUCCUGGAUGAGCUACCUGCAGUCGUCCAUCAGUAAGACCUUCCAGCGCUGCGUCAUCGACUCGCUGGAGGAGCCGGAGAUGGUCUCCACCAUGCUCCUGCCAGCCUCUUGGUGGAUAAUGAACAACAACUGACAGGGCAAAGGCGCAGCUACUUAACACAAUAAAAGCACGAGGAAAAGUGGAUUGUGCAAUUGCUUUUAUAUAUUGUUUUCUUUAAUAUCCAAUUUUACAUCAUGGCAUGACCGGGAUUGUUUUUGCAAAGCUAUUCUCUGAGGUUAUAAAAAAAGAAGACUGCUCAGAUACGUCAGUCAAGAGUGAAAUACAAUUAAAGAGAAGGAAUUGAGGCAAUAUCUUAUCAUGUGAUGAGGAUUUGUGCCAACGUCCAUUUACGGGCACAUCUCUUGCGUCUGAUUAUUCGAAACAUAAUGACUUACUUUAACAAAUAUUUGCAUGAUUUGUUAUUUCUCAGUGCUUGUUUAUUUUAUAUCUAAAAAUAGAUUAAUGUCACUGAUUCCGCAAAAAUAGAAAUACAUGAAUAAAAACGGAUCAGUCCAUUCAUCCCUAUGCAUCACACAUUCUUGAGUUCUCACAGAAACACAAAUAGCGGUACAAAUAACCUGCAUUUCCCCUUGUUCUCUACGUGGUAUUGUGCUUUGUCGUCUCCUUCAAAACUUUGCAUCCAAGGGUCCUUUUGCGUAUGUGUUAGACAGCAAAAACGACUAUGGUCCACAUCUAAACCUGUAUCAUCCGUGUUUCACUCCAGCACUUCAGAAAAAGAUCAAACGUGGACCUAAUUGUGAAGAAUAGACUUUUGUUGCUGAUUGUCAGUUGAAAAGGUAUAAAUAUCUGUUGUUAAGAGCUGCACUUUAGUGCAGUGAGACGUUAGCAGACCUUACAAAUUGAAUAAGUUGUCUGCAGUUUACCUGUACUGUAACUCUAGAAAUAAAAUAUGCAUUGUGUAGUUAGUAUACAGUGCACACGCACAUAAAGGUUUAUAUUUUAAGUACAGAAAUUAAACAGUUUGGUGUUAUAACAUUGGAAAGAAAGUAUAUUUAGAUUUGUGAAUUGUAGUUAAUGAAGGCUGUACGGUGUAAGUUGUUGUUGUAGAACAUUGGUAAAUGUACAGUAUGACGGUACAGUGAGCAGUGGUUGCUCUGAUGACGUGAGGAAAGAAUGUUUUUGCUCUUUUUUGAAGUAUUUUAUCAUUUAUUUUAUGAAAAAUAUACAGAUAUGUGAAUGCUAUGUUUGUUUUCCGGCAUGAAAUAAAGUUCAUGACUUGUUGAUGACAUUAAA